This is a messenger RNA of Pongo pygmaeus (Bornean orangutan), 5563 nucleotides long. RefSeq names its product sorbitol dehydrogenase (gene SORD). The transcript has 9 exons. Gene Ontology annotation, biological process: D-sorbitol catabolic process. The coding region runs from base 838 to 1911 and encodes 357 amino acids. The record is from RefSeq and is a predicted model, not a curated record. Gene Ontology annotation, molecular function: L-iditol 2-dehydrogenase (NAD+) activity; zinc ion binding. Lineage: Eukaryota; Metazoa; Chordata; Mammalia; Primates; Hominidae.
UCUCGCAAAGUGCACACCGUGCUCCACCCACAGCCUCAGCAUUCUCGUUGCUAGGAAUAUGGACCCUCGGGCAGCACCUCAGACCUAGACCUACUGUAUCAGAAUCUCGGUGCUGGUCCUGAGAAUGUGCAUUCUCAACAGCUCCUCACAUUCCCCACCCCCAUUCUUCUGCAGCUAACGUUUGAGAGCGCUGGUCUGGUGUCUACUGCCUCCGCAGGCGGUUUUCAGGGCAGCCGUGUGUGCUUGGAUGUGAGGCGGCAAAAACAGCGCGCUGCAGGGCCGGCGCGGUGACUCACGCCUGCAAUCCCAGCACUUUGGGAGGCGGAGGCGGGUUGAUCACGAGGUCAGGAGAUCGAGACCAUCCUGGCUAACACGGUGAAACCCCGUCUCUACUAAACAAAAAUACGUGGUGCGGGCGCCUGUAGUCCCAGCUACUCGGGAGGCUGAGGCAGGAGAAUGGCUUGAACCCGGGAGGCAGAGCUUGGAGUGAGCCGAGAUCGCACCACUGCACUCCAGCGUCGGCGACAAACAAACAAACAAACAAACAAACCAACCGGCGCGCUGCAGACGGAGCCAGCGCCAGGGCUUCUCGCCUCCAGCCCUCUCCCGAAGCCCCGCCCCGCCUCCGGGUCGGUAGGAGGCCGGGAAGACCCGCCCCUCCACGCUAGCGCCGCCCGGGCUGUCACAAAGGAGGAAGCCUAGUCCCGCCCCUGCGUGCGGCGCUUCUCCCAGGCCCCGCCUUCCAUCCAGUGCCCUGGACCCUCGGCUGGGCAGCGCCACCAGAGCGACCAAACGUCCCGCGCCUUCCAGGCCGCACUCGAGAGCCAAAAGAGCUGCAUGGCGGCGGCGGCCAAGCCCAGCAACCUUUCCCUGGUGGUGCACGGACCGGGGGACUUGCGCCUGGAGAACUAUCCUAUCCCCGAACCAGGCCCAAAUGAGGUGUUGCUGAGGAUGCAUUCUGUUGGAAUCUGUGGCUCAGAUGUCCACUACUGGGAGGAUGGUCGAAUUGGGAAUUUUAUUGUGAAAAAGCCCAUGGUGCUGGGACAUGAAGCUUCAGGAACAGUCGAAAAAGUGGGAUCAUUGGUAAAGCACCUAAAACCAGGUGAUCGUGUUGCCAUCGAGCCUGGUGCUCCCCGAGAAAAUGAUGAAUUCUGCAAGAUUGGCCGAUACAAUCUGUCGCCUUCCAUCUUCUUCUGUGCCACACCCCCCGAUGACGGGAACCUCUGCCGGUUCUAUAAGCACAAUGCAGCCUUUUGUUACAAGCUUCCUGACAAUGUCACCUUUGAGGAAGGCGCCAUGAUUGAGCCACUUUCUGUGGGGAUCCAUGCCUGCAGGAGAGGCGGAGUUACCCUGGGACACAAGGUCCUUGUGUGUGGAGCUGGGCCAAUUGGGAUGGUCACUUUGCUCGUGGCCAAGGCAAUGGGAGCAGCUCAAGUAGUGGUGACUGAUCUGUCUGCUACCCGAUUGUCCAAAGCCAAGGAGAUUGGGGCUGAUUUAGUCCUCCAGAUCUCCAAGGAGAGCCCUCAGGAAAUCGCCAGGAAAGUAGAAGGUCUGCUGGGGUGCAAGCCGGAAGUCACCAUCGAGUGCACGGGGGCAGAGGCCUCCAUCCAGGCGGGCAUCUACGCCACUCACUCUGGAGGGACCCUGGUGCUUGUGGGUCUGGGCUCUGAGAUGACCACCAUACCCCUACUGCAUGCAGCCAUCCGGGAGGUGGAUAUCAAGGGCGUGUUUCGAUACUGCAACACGUGGCCAGUGGCGAUUUCGAUGCUUGCAUCCAAGUCUGUGAACGUAAAACCUCUCAUCACACAUAGGUUUCCUCUGGAGAAAGCUCUGGAGGCCUUUGAAACAUUUAAAAAGGGAUUGGGGUUGAAAAUCAUGCUCAAGUGUGACCCCAAUGACCAGAAUCCCUGAUGUUAAUUGGCUCUGCCCUCAUCCCCACAGUCUCGGGAUCUCAGGGCACAAUGGCUGGACAGGGGUGCAGAACUUUCUCUUUUGAAUGUUAAGAAUAAUUAAUAUAAUUUAUUGUGAACAGAAGUCCUUAAGCAGAGGAACUGGUGUGCCUUAAAGAUAUAAUCUGGGAUAGUCUGGGGGAACUUGUAGCCAGAAUGGUCUGUUCAUGCUAAGCAAAGUUCAGCAAGUAGAGCAGAGUCUGGCAGGCAGGUGCCAGGAACUCCCCUUCUUCCUGGAGUGCCUUCAUUGAGGAAGGAAAUCUGGCCCUUGGGUUUCCUGGUUCCACUGCUACUGACCUGGAGGGGAAUGAUGGCUGAGUUAUGAAAAGAUAACUUCAUGAAGACUUAACUGGCCCAGAAGCUGAUUUUCAUGAAAAUCUGCCACUCAGGGUCUGGGAUGAAGGCUUGUCAGCACUUUCAGUUUAGAACUCAAUGUUUCUAGAGACAUAUUGGCUGUUUGGUUUGAUGAUAAAAGGAGAAUAAGAAAAGGUAUCACUUUCCUGGAUCCAGGAUAAUUUUAAAACCAAUCAAAUGAAAAAAACAAACAAACAAAAAAGGAAAUGUCAUGUGAGGUUAAACCAGCUUGCAUUCCCCUAAUGUGGAAAAAGUAAGAGGACUUCUCAGCACUGUUUGAAGAUUGCCUCUUCUUCAGCUCCUGAGAAUUGUGUUAUUUCACUUGCCAAGUGAAGGACCCCCUCCCCAACAUGCCCCACCCCACCCCUAAGCAUGGUCCCUUGUCACUAGGCCACCGGGAAACUGCCACCUGUGGACCUCACCAGAGACCAGGAGGGUUUGGUUAGCUCACAAGACUUCCCCACCCCAGAAGAUUCGCAUCCCGUACUAGGCUCAUACUCAACUCAACUAGGCUCAUACUCAAUUGAUGGUUAUUAGACAAUUCCAUUUCUUUCUGGUUAUUAUAAACAGAAAAUCUUUCCUCUUCUCAUUACCAGUAAAGGCUCUUGGUAUCUUUCUGUUGGAAUGAUUUCUAUGAACUUGUCUUAUUUUAAUGGUGGGUUUUUUUUCUGGUAAGAUUUGGAUCCAAAUCGCAUCAUGCCCACUUGUGACUUUGAGAUUAUUCAUCAAGAAUGAGGAUAUUGUAGCCAUGACAUAGCUUGAGCUAUAGCCUUUAAUCCCUUACUUUGGCUAUGGGUGGAGGGUGAGUUUGAAGAGGUUCUGAUUUUCUUGUAACUUGGGAAAGCCAUGACCUUGUGCCCGAAUCUUUCAGAUUGCUUUGGGUAAUAAAUAUUGUUGGUGGUAUCUGACUCAUGCUGCUAUUUAUGGUCAUGUUUAGCAGGGAAUGGACUUAGGUUACCCAUUUCCCAGAGGAAAGGAUCCCAGGAUUUUUGAAGGUGACAUAUUUUCUUUACCAAAUAUAAUUUCAUUGACAUGAAUUAUCUCUAAUCCUCACAACAAGCCACAUACAAAAUCAUUUUAUAGAUGAAGAAGAUAUAAAUGCCAGAGGAGACCUUAAGAUUGUCUUAACACAACCCUUCAGUUAACAAGAGACGAAAUUGAGGCACAGAUUGGGGAAGUGACUUGGCAAAUCACACAGUGGGUUAGUCAAUGGCCCAGGAUUAGACAGAACCCAGGAAUCUUGGCAUCAAGUCCUUUACAACAUGCUGCCUCUCAUAGGACUGAGGGGUCCAGUCCUAGAGGACAAAUAAUGCUCCCCAUGCCACCACCCCCACCAAGCAGCUCCUACUGAUGAGAAGAUGCACUAAGCAGUCUUGGUGGAAACAUCAUCCUCACGCCCUGUGCCCACUUUCAGGUGCCCAGAGAAGGAGCUCAGUGUCUGCUUCAGCCAGGGCUUUAAGAGGAGAAGGAAGCUGGGAGUGAGGGGCAGAGGCUCUACCAGAGAAUGUCUGCUGGUGUUUUGGAGGCACUUCCUGCAGCCUACGCACUCCUUGCGAAGCCAUUUCACUGCUGCCCCUUCAUCGUCCUCCUCCUUGAGCCCUAGGUAGAAGUCAGUGUGUGGAGGAGGCCACCACUGUGUGUGGAGGAGAUGACCCUGACCAGGCCCCACCGCCUGUAGCCAGACCCAGCCUCUGUCCCAGCUGGCUGCUAGUUUUCGAGCAUUGCUUCCCUGUUAUUUGGCCUCCGUACCUUGAACCUAGGUUGACAUCAUGAGUAGAGGACAGUUCUUAGGAAAGGCAAAUAUCCCAUAAAUCCUAUUUGCCUCCCUUCUAACCUCUGGCUCCACCAACUCCCCACCAGGCCUCCCGCACACACAAUAGCAGGCAGGAGGGAGGAGGCAGCACCGUGCUGCACAAGGGAGACUGGGUGGGGAAGAUGUCAGAGAACCAGUGACUGAGUGCAGAGGUGACUUCACACCAGCAUCUGCUAUAGCCAGAGGUGGGCUGCAAGAGGGAAUUAGAGGAGCCAACAUGUCCUCUUUCUCCUUUAGUGUCCGUGGAGCAGUCCACUGCUUUCUGCCUUCCAGGUUGCCUGUAGGGUCCUUCCCAGCUCUCCGCCCUGACACCUCUUCACUCCCUAGCACUCGUGGUGCUGACUGGGUGGGGUCCUCAGUGUUGACUGAAAGCAUGAAUCAAGUGCCAGGCGCUGGUGACAGAGCACACAGAGGCUGCUGGGCCUCCCAAGGUCGGGGAGCUUGUGGGGAAUUCACAUUCUUGGUUCCGGGACUGAUUCACUGAGUCAAUCAAUAUUGAUUGAGCACUUGGUUGUGGUGGUAGGAAUGAAAUCCUGGGCUUCCUGCAGCCCCUUUCCAUGAAUCUAUACAUAUCAAACAUGUGCAUGCAUUUGUAAACAUUAAUGGGAGUGUACUUUACUUUUUUCAUUUUACUCGUUAACAGAUGAGGACUUUAAAAAAAUCACAAUUAUUAAAUAAUUCCCAUUACUAUACCUGACAAAACUAAUAAUAAUUUCAUAAUAGCUAAUACCCAGUCAAUCCAUGCCAUAUUUUCCCUCAUCUAAAAAACAGAAAAAAAUUACUUUUUUUUCUCCCCAAAGACAGGGUCUUGAUCAGAGCUCACUGCAAUAUCAAACUCCUGGGUUCAAGUGAUCCUCCUGUCUCAGCCUCUGGAGUAGCUGGGAUUAUAGGCAUGCACCACCAUGCCUGGCUACUGUUUGUAGAGAAAAAAAUUUAAAAAGGUCUCACUAUGUGGCCCAGGGUGUUCUUGAAUUCCUGGCCUCAAGCAAUCUUCCUGCCUCAGUUUCCCAAAACACUGAGAUUACAGGCAUGAGCCACCAUGCCCAGCCAAAACUUUACUUUUUUACACUUGCUUUACUGGAAUCAGGACCUAAACAUAUUGCAUGUGGUUGAUAUAUUAAGCCUGUUUUAUUUUUUAUUUUUUCUUCAUUCUUAAGCCUCUUUAUUAUAGUUCCCCCUACAUUUUGGUUUACAUGCCACUGUCAUGUUGAAGAAACUGGGUCCUUUGUCUUCUGGAUACUGUUUUACAAACAUACUUGUUUUCAUUUAAUAAAUGGCUAAAUUUCUUUCUAUGUCAGUAAUUAUACACAUCAUUAUUUUAAAUCACCACAUCCCAUUGUAUGGAUAGACUAUCAUUUAUAAAGCAAAUUGCAGUAUUUUGAGUGUUUGGAUAAUUUACAGAGUUUUGUUCUAAUAAUAAAAUUGCAAAGACUACCCUUGUUGCAUA